AUGAGAUAUCUUGCUUUACAUUCGAGUGGUAAUAGGGGACUUGUCCCCCUUUUACAGAUAUUUGGGCUAGAUUAUGACACUUUUGCUCUUGUGGCCAAAAUAAUAUAUGUCCAUCUUUUUCUAUCUAUGGAUCUCGUUCGCCAUUGGCCUCUUCAUCAGUUGGAGAUUAAGAAUGCUUUUAUGCGUGGUGAUCUUGAGGAAGAAGUCUAUAUGGAGCAAUCGCCUGAUUUUGUUGCUCAGGAAAAAUCUAGUAGUCUUGGGAAACAACUCAGUAAUUCUGAAAGUAUUUGGGAUGAAAUUAUUCGUAUUCUUCGAUAUAUAAAGUCAGCUCCUGAUAAAGGAGGUAAUUUGGUGUCAAUGAAGAGUAAGAAACAAAGUGUGGCUGCUUUAUCCGGUGCAGAAGUAGAAUAUCGAGCAAUUGCUGUAGCAACUUGUGAGCUAGUUUAG
Molecule: messenger RNA, 447 nt
Organism: Solanum pennellii
Lineage: Eukaryota; Viridiplantae; Streptophyta; Magnoliopsida; Solanales; Solanaceae
Exons: 5
Coding region: 1-447 (148 amino acids)
Source: RefSeq, a predicted model, not a curated record